This is a messenger RNA of Suncus etruscus (white-toothed pygmy shrew), 1845 nucleotides long. RefSeq names its product polypeptide N-acetylgalactosaminyltransferase 6 (gene GALNT6). Lineage: Eukaryota; Metazoa; Chordata; Mammalia; Eulipotyphla; Soricidae. Gene Ontology annotation, cellular component: Golgi apparatus. The record is from RefSeq and is a predicted model, not a curated record. Bases 1 to 1845 code for a protein of 614 amino acids. The transcript is spliced from 10 exons.
AUGAGGGUGUUCAGCAGGCGCCAUAUGCCCCUACGCCUGGCCAUAGUGGGCAGCACCUUUGUGCUUUUCAUCUGCAUCCUGAACAGGGAUGUAAGCAGCAGGGAGCGAGCCACAGAGAAGCCCUGGCUCACUUCUUUGGUGAACCAGGAGAAUCAUGCCCUGGACCUCUUGCACCUGAAGGAAUUGAAACCCAAACUUCAGAUCAGGGCUCCAGAGCCUCAGGACACCAUCAAUCAUUCCUGUGUCCCCGGAUUCUACAGCCAAGAUGAGCUGAAACCUCUGUGGGAACGGCCACCCCAGGAUCCUGACAGCCCCGGGGCAGAUGGAAAAGCAUUUCUCAAGACCAAAUGGACCCUCCAGGAGACCCAGGAAAAGGAAAGGGGGUACAAGAAACAUUGCUUCAAUACUUUUGCUAGUGACCGCAUCUCCCUGCACAGAGCCCUGGGCCCAGACACUCGACCCCCUGAAUGUGUCAAACAGAAAUUCAAUCGCUGUCCCCCACUGCCCACCACCAGCAUUAUCAUUGUGUUCCAUAAUGAGGCCUGGUCCACACUGCUGCGGACAGUGUACAGUGUGCUGCAUACCUCCCCCGCCAGCCUGCUGAAGGAGAUCAUCCUAGUGGAUGAUGCCAGCACAGAGGAGAACUUAAAAGAGCCGCUGGAGCAGUACGUGAAGCCUCUGAAGGUGGUGCGUGUGGUGCGGCAGGAGGAACGCAAGGGCUUGAUCACUGCCCGGCUGCUGGGGGCCAAGGUGGCACAGGCCGAGGUGCUCACCUUCCUGGAUGCCCACUGUGAGUGUUUCUACGGCUGGCUAGAGCCCCUCCUGGCUCGCAUUGCUGAAGAUGAGACCACGGUGGUGAGCCCGGACAUCGUCACCAUCAACCUUAACACAUUCCAGUUCACACGGCCUGUCCAGAAGAUCAAAGUGCACAACCGUGGCAUUUUUGACUGGAGUCUGACCUUUGGCUGGGAGAUUAUACCCCGACUCGAGGCUCAGAGGCGCAAGGAUGAGACCUACCCCAUCAAAUCUCCAACAUUUGCUGGUGGCCUCUUUUCCAUCUCCAAGUCCUACUUUGAGCACAUCGGUACCUAUGAUAAUCAGAUGGAGAUCUGGGGAGGGGAGAACGUGGAAAUGUCCUUCCGGGUAUGGCAAUGCGGAGGUCAGCUGGAAAUCAUCCCUUGUUCUGUCGUUGGACACGUGUUCCGGACGAAGAGCCCCCACAUCUUCCCCAAGGGCAUCAGUGUCAUUGCUCGGAACCAGGUGCGCCUGGCUGAGGUCUGGAUGGACAACUACAAGGAGAUUUUCUACCGGAGAAACCAGCUGGCUGGAAAAAUAGCCAGAGAGAAAUUAUUUGGCGACAUCUCAGAACGACUACAGCUGAAGGAAAAACUCCAUUGUCGAAACUUUUCCUGGUACCUGAAUAACAUCUACCCGGAGAUCUUUGUUCCUGACUUGAGGCCCACUCAUUUUGGAUCUAUCAAGAACCUGAAACUCAACAAAUGCCUGGAUGUGGGGGAGAACAACAAGGGAAAUAAGCCCCUCAUCAUGUAUACCUGCCAUGGCUUCGGUGGCAACCAGUACUUCGAGUACACAACCCAAAGGGAAAUUCGCCAUAACAUUGCCAAGCAGCUGUGUCUACAUGUCAGUGCGGGCACCCUGUACCUUCGCAAGUGUCACUUCACUGGCAGAAACAGCCAUGUGCCCAAGGCUGAGGAGUGGGAACUGACCCAGGGCCAACUCUUCAGGAAUUCAGGAUCUGGUACCUGCCUGACAUCUAAGAACAAAACCCCUGCCAUGGCCACCUGCAAUUCCAGUGACCCUCACCAGCACUGGAUCUUCAACUAG